This is a messenger RNA of Eimeria acervulina, 282 nucleotides long. RefSeq lists its product as hypothetical. The record is from RefSeq and is a predicted model, not a curated record. The transcript has 3 exons. Bases 1 to 282 code for a protein of 93 amino acids. Lineage: Eukaryota; Apicomplexa; Conoidasida; Eucoccidiorida; Eimeriidae.
AUGCCUCCGCUCAUCAGAGUGUCAUCUGUAGGCGACUAUGGAGUCAAUGGGCCUGACGCGCGUAAAAUUUUUGUGGCUCCUUGGUGGCCGCAUGACGCUCUCCAGGCGGGCAAGGUGAAAGCAAGCCGCAAGCAUUGCUCGCCAGUCACCUUGAAGACGUUUUGUGCAGUGACGUUGCGGUGGCUGGUAGUAUUCCGUGGCUCGUUACAGGGCUGGUCUGGAUUCGCAAAGGAAUGCUGUUCGAUCCGCGAAGAGCUUCCACGACUUGCCACGGUGAUGUAA